This is a messenger RNA of Quercus robur (English oak), 1439 nucleotides long. RefSeq names its product RING-H2 finger protein ATL78-like. NCBI's taxonomy places the organism in Eukaryota, Viridiplantae, Streptophyta, Magnoliopsida, Fagales, Fagaceae. The transcript is spliced from 2 exons. Gene Ontology annotation, biological process: protein ubiquitination. Gene Ontology annotation, molecular function: transferase activity. Bases 65 to 745 code for a protein of 226 amino acids. The record is from RefSeq and is a predicted model, not a curated record.
CUUCAAGAAGUGCUUUCUUAACUCAAUACCUCAACUCAAGAAUCGUAAGAUACACACUACAAACAUGUCUGAUUCUAAACUCACACCUACUCAGCUCUUCCAAGACUUUUUGGGAGAUUUCUAUUCAAGAAGACUGCUCUAUCACAACCCUCUUAACCAAGCACCAGCUACAGCAUCUCCUCCAGUCCCUGGAUAUAGCCAUGAGUCAUCAGAAAGCUACCCUGUUGACAACAGCUUUGAUACAAAUGUUAUUAUGGUCCUCUCUGUUCUUUUAUGUGCCUUGAUUUGCUCCCUUGGCUUUAAUUCUAUCAUUAGGUAUGCCUUGAGGUGCUCAAGGUUAGUAGCUUCUGAUUCAGGUGGACACUCCGCAGCUAGGACAGCCAAUACUGGGGUCAGGAAAAAGGCCCUCAAGACUUUCCCAACAGUUAGUUACUCAGCAGAGCUGAACCUGCCAGGAUUGGACACCGAGUGUGUGAUAUGCCUAUCAGAUUUCACACCCGGUGAGCGUGUUCGCCUUCUACCAAAGUGCCACCAUGGAUUCCAUGUCCGGUGCAUCGACAAGUGGCUAAGCUCACACUCAUCAUGCCCAAAAUGCAGGCACUUCCUGAUUGAGACCUGCGAAAAGAUCGUCGGCUGCAGCCAGGCUAGCUCAUCAGAACCACCUCCACCAGUGCAUGAAAGCACUGUAAGCAUUACACCACUGGAACCGGAAGGUUUGAUAUGUAAUUAUAGGGGACUUACAUAGGUAUAUACUUUGUAUGAUAUGGUAGAUGUAGUUUAGCCUUGUGCCUAAAAGGCCUUUUUAAGGUCACAAACCCAACCGCAAGAAGUGCAGUGCAUAUUGGAUAAAUAAAUGAACCACGAACGUGAAUGGGUUCCGUCAUUAGCUCAGCAAAGUCAAUAAAGCUAGGAGCAAGUCCAACAAGUAGCUAACUAUAGGAUUCUGAGAAGGCAAAUCACUUACAGACCUCAGAGUCGUUGAGGGAGCGGCCAUUCAGCUGAGUCACAAACCAGAGUAUUUUCCCUUCUUUUAAUUUUUUUAUUGAAAGUAGAAAACACUAAUUUUUUAAAAUAGUGCCUUUUGCACUGACUUGCAUAAUAAUAUUAAUAAUGGUAUAUACCAUAUGGUAAAGGGCAUUGCAAUUAUACAACAAUAACACCUUAGAAUAGUUUUUGUCAAUGACGUGUUUGGAUAUCCCAGGAAGACAAAAUCCUUACAUUUUUUUUUUUCUUCGGAUCAUCUUCAAGGCAAUAAUUUAAUUCCCUACAAGACAAGUCUAGAAUAAUGCUAUUUCAAGCAAUUAUGAGGAUAGAACCUACACAUGCAGCCAUAUAGUCUCAAAGUUCAUCGUGGUGUGAAAAGGAAAUGUGCUAAUAUCAAAUUUCAUCCAAACACAAUGGAAUAAGUUCCGGGAAAAAUCCAAAUUUUCCUAUAUAUU